Molecule: messenger RNA, 2674 nt
Organism: Aplysia californica (California sea hare)
Lineage: Eukaryota; Metazoa; Mollusca; Gastropoda; Aplysiida; Aplysiidae
Product: vacuolar protein sorting-associated protein 53 homolog
Exons: 20
Coding region: 2-2554 (850 amino acids)
Biological process (GO): retrograde transport, endosome to Golgi
Cellular component (GO): GARP complex
Source: RefSeq, a predicted model, not a curated record
GAUGGCCGCUCAUGAAGACGACGACUUUUGUGAUGAUCAGCUGGAAUCUUUACUUUCAUUUCCUCCAGAAGUUCAAGAAGCCAUUGAGCAGGUUCUUCCCAGCAAUGACCCAUUAGAUAAACCGGAUUUCAAUCCUGUGGACUACAUCAACACUUUAUUCCCUACAGAGCAGUCCCUUUCCAACAUUGAUGACAUUGUUGGGAAAAUACGGCACAAAAUUUGGAAUCUGGAUGAAGAAAUCCGUGUGGUAGUGCGAGGACAAACUAAUGUUGGUGAGGAGGGAAGACGAGCUCUUGAAGAAGCUCAGCAUGCCAUCCAAGAUUUGUUCACGAAAAUCAAAGACAUAAAGGAUAAGGCGGAAAAGUCCGAGGAAAUGGUGAAAGAAAUUACUCGUGACAUCAAACAACUAGAUCAUGCCAAGAGACAUCUGACAUCGUCGAUCACCACGCUCAACCAUUUACACAUGCUGGUUGGAGGAGUGGACUCUCUCACUACUCUUGCGAGACGUAGACAGUAUGGAGAAGCUGCAAACCUUCUUCAAGGUGUUUUAAAUGUUCUUGAUCAUUUCGAGAAAUAUAUGGAGAUACAGCAGAUCAAGCUGUUGGCUGACAGAGUCAAGCAUCUCCAGACAGAGCUGGGAACACAGAUAAUCGCUGACUUUGAGGAGGCUUUUCAAGGGGUUGGUGCUAAGUAUGGGCCCAGCAAUCAGAAACAGCUGCAUGACGCUUGCUUGGUUGUGGACAUCCUUGACCCUAAAGUGAAACGGGAUCUGUUGAACUGGUUUGUCAAGCUGCAGCUCUCAGAGUACGUUGUUCUCUUUGCAGAAGACCAAGACGUUGCUUGGUUAGACAAAAUUGAUAGACGCUACGCAUGGAUCAAGAGAGCGUUAGUCGACUUUGAGGAGAAGUUUGGUCACCUUUUUCCUCCUGACUGGGAAGUGAGUGAGCGAAUUUGUGUCGAGUUUUGCCAUUUGACACGGAAAGAAUUGGCGAAAGUGAUGCAGCGCCGACAGAUGGAACUGGAUGUCAAGCUGCUUUUAUUUGCAAUCCAGAGGACCAGCAACUUUGAGACUUUGAUUGCCAAGCGGUUCACCGGCGUCACCAUGCAGAAGUCACAGGCACAGACUUCAUCAAAUGCAGUAAUGAAUAAGUUGGAAGAUUCCACAAACCCCUUUGAAGAGCCAUCUACAAAUCCAUUUGAGCAGCCUGGUUCUGAGAAUUCAAAUGUUCCUGAAGAUAAUAAGGCAUCCCAAGAAGCAGUCUCGCCCUUUGCUGGCAUAAUCUCUCAGUGCUUUGAGGCUCACUUAAACAUUUACAUAGAAAAUCAGGAUCGGAAUCUGGCAGAGCUAAUCAACCGCUUCCAGGUAGACAUCCAGACACAUGGCACGCCCAGCAUGGACGGAGAGGAGAACAGCAACGUGCUGCCCAGCUGUGCUGACCUGUUCGUGUUCUACAAGAAGUGCAUGGUCCAGUGCUCCCAGCUCAGCACUGGUCAGCCUCUCAUUGACCUGACCAAAACAUUCCAAAAAUAUCUGAAGGAGUACGCUCACCGCAUUCUCCUGGCCAAUUUGCCCAAACUGAGCAAAGAGAGCGGCACCAUCACGUCAGCCUCAGGUCUGAUACAGAGCAUCCUGAAGGAAGGGGAGGUGACCAAACUGACGGAGGAGGAGCAAUGCCGCAUCUGCAGCCUCCUGUGCACGGCUGAGUACUGCAUGGACACCACGCAGCAGCUGGAGGAGAAGCUGAGGGAGAAGGUGGACGCUGAGCUCAAGGCUGCUGUCGAUUUGAGCUCGGAGCAAGACAUGUUUCACACUGUGAUAUCCAACUGCAUCCAGCUGUUAGUACAAGAUCUAGAGACAGCCUGUGAACCAGCACUUACAGCGAUGACCAAGAUGCCGUGGUCCAGCAUUGAGGCUGUGGGUGACCAGAGUGGCUACGUGACUGCCGUGACCAGCCACCUCAAACAGAACAUUCCCAUCAUCAGAGACAACCUGGUGUCCUCCCGGAAGUACUUCACACAGUUCUGUGUCAAGUUUGCCAACUCUUUCAUUCCAAAGUUCGUCGGCACAUUGUACAAAUGUCGACCUUCCAACACUGUCGCGGCUGAGCAGUUGCUUCUGGAUACUCAUAGCUUGAAGACGGCUUUAUUAGAACUGCCAAGUCUGGGAUCUCAGAUGUCGAGGAAAGCACCGGCAAGCUUUACCAAGAUAGUUGUGAAAGGGAUGACCAAGGCAGAAAUGAUUCUCAAGGUUGUAAUGUCGCCUCAACACCCCCCUCAAAGUUUUGUGGACAAUUUUAUCAGACUGCUCACAGAUGCUGAUAUAAAUGAUUUCCAGAGAGUGCUUGAAAUGAAGGGCGUGAGACGAGGCGACCAGAGCUCCCUGGUGGAGAUGUUCCGGGCCCGGGUGCCUGUAUCUUCCCUGCUGGCCAGCACCAGCCAUGGGGGACUAGCCACCUCGCCCAGCGGUGUCAGCGUGAGUCAGCAGCCUGCCACGCCCGAGCCAGAGUCCAGCAGGAUACGCAAGCUAGAGAAACUCAUCAAGAAAAGGCUGUAGAUAUUGGCGUUGUUUUUCAAUUAUGUCAGUUCAUUGUUUUUGAAGCUGAGACUUUGUGCUAUUGAGGCUAGAGAGGUGAGCAGAGUAAGCCUGAUUCCUCAUUUGGACUUCUCUGUUGAC